AUGUCCCUCUGCCCACAGUUUGCUGGCUCGCUGGUUCUGGUUCGCUGCUGCUCUGGGACCGUGCUCUUCGUUCCGAGUCCAUGCGCUGCAGCAGCUGCUGCUGGAGGGAGGAGAGAGCGGCAGCAGGGGAGGAGGAGAGAGAGAAGGCGAGGGGGAUUGACGGAUUUGCCAUUGUCGCGGGCAGCAGCAGCAGCAGGAGGAGGAGGAGGAGUAUGAGGCGCGAGGUGCUGGAGCUUCAUCAUCGAUGCGGGAAGCUGGAGAGAGGGGCGGUAGCAGCUGCAGGUGGAAGCUGAGGAGGCUUACAGGUUCGGACGGGGUUGAAACCGAGGAAAUUCAGAGAGGCUGUGGGGUGGAAGGAGCGGAGGGGAGCUCGAGGAGGACGGAUUUGGGCCCCGAGUUGGGUGGGAAGUAGCGAUGCUGGAGGUGCAUCGAUGGCGGCAGAUAGAUUGGGCUCCUUCAGCUGUCGUGGCUUUGGCAACUAGCGUCGAUGGGACUGUAGUGGCUGCUGCUAGGGAAAAUGGGUCCAUUGAGCUUUGGAAUGUGGCGCCAGGGUCUGUUGGUUGGCAUUGCCAUUUGACUAUCCCAGGACGGGAGGAAGCAGCGAUUUCGUCCCUGGUAUGGUGCAAGUCUGGCGGGGAUCAAUCUACUCCCCUCGGAAGGCUCUUCUCUGCUGGUCUUGAUGGAUUCAUCACCGAAUGGAAUCUACAAACACUGCAACCCAAGGAAAUAUCUGAGUCCUAUGGAGGAUCAGUGUGGCAGUUGGCUGCAGAGCCUUUAGAAGCAUUGAAAAGGGCAGCAAUCUCCAGUAAUGGGGCAUUGCUUAAAAAGAAUAGCGAUGGAAGUGACAAUGACGAAGGAAGUUCAAGCGACAGUGAUAGCGAGGAGGAGGAAGAGGAAGGAUCAUCACAUCACGAUAUAGUUGAACAGAGAAUUGCUGUUGGUUGUGAUGACGGGUGCGUGAGGAUUUUUACGGUGGGUGACAACCAAGCUGGUAUGCUGUACCGAAGAGCGUUUCCUCGAGUUAAAGGCCGCAUUCUGAGCGUAACGUGGAGUCUUGAUGCUACAAGAGUAUAUGCCGGUGGAUCUGACGGAUGUAUACGCUGCUGGGACUCCAAAACUGUUCGAGAGUUGUUUAGAAUCACUGCAGGUAUUGGAGGGCGUGGUGCCGGCUCUGAACUUUGUGUUUGGUCUCUUCUGGCUCUGAGGAAUGGCACCAUAGUUAGUGGUGACAGCACGGGCAGCACGCAAUUUUGGGAAGGUGAGCAUGGAACGCUGCUUCAGGGGCACUCCAAACACAAUGCUGAUGUUUUGGCGUUAGCUGCGGCCCCCGCCCACAACGUCGUUUUCGCGGCUGGUGCUGAUGGUCAGGUGACGUUAUACCAACUCGUCGACGAAAGCAGUGGGAAAGACGCCAAUGGCACUCAUCCCACGUCUGAAAAGAAUAGUCUGAGGGUUAGAGACAGAUGGGUGUAUGUUGGAAAUAAGCGUAACCACACUCACGAUGUCAAGGCUCUGGCGCUUGCUUAUCCUGUGGUGCAGGAGGAAGGUCAGACUGAAAGGCCCGUGCAGAAAAGGCGCAGGAAAAGUCGCGCUCAAAUGAAGAAUGACUACAAGAAAUGGGCCCAACCAGGCAUACCGAUGCUGAUAUCUGGUGGCAACGAUUGCAAGUUGUUUACCUAUCCCGCUGAAGCCUUCCUCGCUUUCCACCCGCAUGAUAUAUGUCAUGCUCCACAGCGUCCACAGGUCCAGUUUGCAGGUGAUUUGAGUUCUUCUGGGUUGAGUGUACUUAUGGCUCAACACUCAACUUGGAUAGAUGUAUGGAAGAUGAAUACGAAUCGCAACGCUGUGACUGACAUGGAAUUGGGCUACGAAUUUGGGAAGGAGGUCUUAGGCAAGAGGAAGUUCAGGGAUGAGGCUAAUUAUGUUGUAGGAAAUCCAAUCAAAAUGAACGGCACUGGGGAGAAGAAACUUCCUGUUCAUCCCGCUAGCAAUGGGAGGUCCAGCCCAUACCCCUCUAAACAGGUUGCCUCAACCAAAGGUGUAGCCCCAGCACUGCUUGCCAGAAUAAAGUGUAAGACAGUUGAACACAUAGCUUGCAGCGCCAUAUCUGGUGAUGGGAAGUAUGUCGCAUUCUCUGAUCGACUGAAGCCAAGGCUCUUCCAGUUGGAACAACAACAGGUCGGGGCCUCCAAUUCCUUGAAAGCGAAGGGAAUCAUUGCCAAGAAGAAGUUGUCCCCAAGUCUUCCGGCAGCUCAGUGUAUGCUAUUUACCCCUGAUUCAACUCGACUGUUACUGGGAUCCACUCAGCAGAUUAUGGUCAUAAAUGUGGAGAAUGGAGAGGUACUGCAUUCUUUCAAAGUAGCCCCUCCCUCAGCCAGAGGUCCGAAAGGGUCUUUAUCACCCAUUAACUUUAUGUGCACAAGUGCGGACAGUCAAUGGCUCGCAGCGACAACGAGUUCUGGUUACAUCCAUAUUUUUAGUCUAGAAGCUUUGAGGCAUCAUUGGUCAGUACCCGUGAUGGACGGGACUGUGGCAACCUCAGCCAUUUUCAGACCCAGUAGUAGUAAUGUGCUGAUCAUUAGCACCGCCGGUAAUCAACUACAUGUCCUGGACGUUGAAGCCAAGGAAUUAACAAAGUGGUCGACAGCGAACGGUGAAGUUUUGUCCAUGCGUCUGCUGGAUUUUCCUGGAGGAAUUACUGGACUAUCGGUACCGCCGACUCCGGUCUCUACAACUGUGAUAGCCUACAGCUCCAGAGCUAUGGUCCAGAUUGAUUUCAGCAAGCCAGUAAAACUAUACUCACAUGAGCCGAAAGAGAAGAGUCAAGCUCAUGCUAACGGGAAUGGAGCUGCUCCUAAACAGAACGGCAGCUCCAGUGUUCAUACUGACAAUUUUGCAUACGUACCUUUUAAGGAUCCGGUUCUUUUUUUGGGGCACACCGCCCAGAGUUCAGUCCUCGUCGUAGAGAAGCCGUGGUUAGAAGUGCUGAGGCAAAUUCCAGCCCCUGUAUACAGGCAUUUGUACGGAACUUAAGCUUAUUGGCUUCUUUCGCCUGGUGCUUUCAGUGUAUGAUACAUUCUUUGUU
This is a messenger RNA of Marchantia polymorpha subsp. ruderalis, 3085 nucleotides long. Lineage: Eukaryota; Viridiplantae; Streptophyta; Marchantiopsida; Marchantiales; Marchantiaceae. The record is from the annotation of a GenBank genome assembly.